GACACAAUUAGACAACGCCUUUUCGCGGAGACUGGUUUAACCUAUAUUAAGGCCGUACAGCUAGCCCUAUCAUUGGAAGCGGCCGAGCAGGAUGCAGCAAUGGUGGAACGCCCGAGUGUGAGCGAGAAGGGCGAUGCGGGAGAGAGAGCUGAGACGGUACAUGCGCUCACAUCGUGGCAGCCGCGUGGCGGUAAUGGCGUUAACAAAGGAAUCUGUGCAGUAUGCGGAAAGUUAGGUCACCGUGACGUCCAAUGUCCUUACAAAGAUUUUCAGUGUAACAAAUGUGGUAACACAGGUCACUUAAAACGCGUGUGCCCUGCAAGGAUGGCAGGAGGUAAUGGCAGCAGCGCCCGUGGUUCGGGCGGCAGCGCUCGUGGGUCGAGCGGCAGCAGCGGCGGCGGCGCCCGGCGCCUGGGCUCCGGCGCCCGCAGGGGCGCGCGCCGCCCCAGUCGCGCCAUACACCAUGUCCGGGCGGAGGAUGGCGAGACUCAGUAUGAAGAAGAGGGUACGUCGGGGUCCGACGUCGAAGAAGACCGGUAUCAUCUCUGCCUAAACGAUUAUAAAUCGAUAUAAGGAGUUAUUUAGCGGAGGACUCGGGCGGUUUAGUGGUGGAAAAGCGACACUCCGAGUGCGUGAAGGGGCUACGCCGGUGUUCUGCCGCGCGCGGCCGCUGCCGUAUGCGCUCCGCGACCGCGUCGAGGCGGAG
This is a messenger RNA of Cydia amplana, 706 nucleotides long. RefSeq lists its product as uncharacterized. The record is from RefSeq and is a predicted model, not a curated record. The transcript has 2 exons. NCBI's taxonomy places the organism in Eukaryota, Metazoa, Arthropoda, Insecta, Lepidoptera, Tortricidae. Bases 100 to 573 code for a protein of 157 amino acids. Gene Ontology annotation, molecular function: nucleic acid binding; zinc ion binding.